AUGGACGCGCCGAUCGAUGAGAACACCAAGCGCACAGUGCAGAAAAUCCCGUUGCUGACGACGCGUGCCGGCCCGCGCGAUGGCGAGUCCUGGACCAAGCGUCUCAAAGAGGAGUAUCUCGCGUUGAUUCAGUACGUCAAGAUGAACAAGGAGGCGGACAAUGACUGGUUCACCAUCGAGAGUAACAAGUCUGGAACGCGCUGGACGGGCAAAUGUUGGUCUUUCCACAACGGACUGCGCUACGAGUUCGACCUCGAAUUCGAAAUCCCAGCCACGUACCCGGUGGCCAAUCUAGAGCUCUGUAUCCCUGAACUCGAAGGCAAAACGUCCAAAAUGUACCGAGGUGGCAAAAUCUGCCUCACUAUCCACUUCGCGCCGCUGUGGCAGAAAAAUGUGCCCCGUUUCGGUGUCGCCCACGCCCUCGCUCUCGGCCUGGCUCCGUGGCUCGCUGCCGAGGUGCCGGACCUAGUCGAACGUGGCGUCAUCACCCCCGUGUAA
Messenger RNA from Phytophthora infestans T30-4, 498 nucleotides. Its product is annotated as Ufm1-conjugating enzyme 1. Gene Ontology annotation, biological process: protein K69-linked ufmylation. The transcript has 2 exons. The coding region runs from base 1 to 498 and encodes 165 amino acids. Gene Ontology annotation, cellular component: cytoplasm. Lineage: Eukaryota; Oomycota; Peronosporomycetes; Peronosporales; Peronosporaceae. The record is from RefSeq and is a predicted model, not a curated record. Gene Ontology annotation, molecular function: UFM1 conjugating enzyme activity.